Oryzias latipes (Japanese medaka) is the source of this 1639-nucleotide messenger RNA. It is a transcript of the gene stx18, whose product is annotated as syntaxin 18. Gene Ontology annotation, molecular function: SNAP receptor activity. Lineage: Eukaryota; Metazoa; Chordata; Actinopteri; Beloniformes; Adrianichthyidae. Gene Ontology annotation, biological process: retrograde vesicle-mediated transport, Golgi to endoplasmic reticulum; intracellular protein transport. Gene Ontology annotation, cellular component: membrane; endoplasmic reticulum; SNARE complex. The record is from RefSeq and is a predicted model, not a curated record.
AUGACGUCACCGGUCGAUGACGUGUCGCCUUGUUGACAGCGGCGCGUGCACAGAAAUGGCUGUGGACAUCACUCUGCUUUUUAAAGCCAGCGUGAAGACAGUGAAGACCAGAAACAAGGCGAUAGGGAUCGGGUUCGACUCGACGAAAGAUGAGAUUUUCAAAAGAAGCAGAACGAAGAGCGGCUUCACCCAGAGAGCGAAAGAAGUGAUCACGAAUAUCACCAAGCUCAAAGACUUUCUGCUUCAACACCGAAAAGAUUACAUAAGUGCUGGAAGCCUCAUUUCAUCGGAUCUGACACGUAUGACGGACGGGGAGCGGGACCAGAUUGACCAGGAUGCUCAGAUCUUCAUGAGGACUUGUUCAGAAGCCAUCAAGCAGCUUCGCGGUGAAGUGGAGAAGCAGGCGGCACCAGCUCAGAUUAAGGAGCACAGAGGAUCCGUGCUGGACCUCGUAGAGACUUACCUGAAAGGAGUCUGCAAAGUGUACUCCGAGCAAAGAGCAAUCCGAGUGAAGAGGAUGGUGGACAAGAAAAGGCUGUCACGGCUGACACCCGAGCGGUCCAGUCGACCAGAGAAAACUCUGGAGGUGGCGCCCACAGAGGAGAAAACGAUUAUUGAAGAAAGUUCAGAGAAGAGCAUAUCAGAGGUCCAAGGCAGCGCUGUCAGCUUGUGGGAAGAGGGCAGAGUGGAGGAUGAGCUAUCUCCUGAGGAGAUCCAGAUGUUUGAACAAGAGAACCAGAGGUUGGUCAGUGAGAUGAGCAGCCUGGUGGAUGAAGUGAGGCAAAUCGAGGGGAAGGUGGUGGAGAUUUCACGACUUCAGGAAAUCUUUGCAGAGAAAGUGCUGCAGCAGGAAAGUGAAAUAGACAACAUUCAUCAGCUUGUUGUUGGUGCAACAGAAAACGUUAAGGAAGGAAACGAAGACAUUCGGGAGGCGAUAAAAAACAACGCUGGCUUCAGAGUGUGGAUCCUCUUCUUCCUGGUGAUGUGCUCCUUCUCUCUCCUCUUCCUGGACUGGUAUGACAGUUAACGCUGGACUGUGGCCACGAGCUGGAACAUCUGAUGUGAAGACGGCACCGGGACCGAACGUUCAGCUUAGUGUGGUGGACGGCGAGGCAGUUUGUGCGUCACCAACGCUGAUCUGUGUCCUGUGCUGUCAGGUUAGCUGUGAUGCAUCCGUUUUGACGAUAUUCAGAUGGAAGGAAGAGCGUUUCUGUUUCGACAAGUUCUUCGUUGAGUGUCACUGCAACAGGAAACGCACAAAAGCUGCUCUGCACAAAAGCUUUUUGUUUUUUUUUUUGCACUAAUCCUUUUCACAGCUUAGUAUCUCGUAUUGUAGAUCUGCCUUUUCACGAAGACAAAUGCUAGAAAAACAGCAUCAAAAUCUAUUACUUCUGGUAAAACCAAUCCUAAAAUGAUUUCUCUGUUAAUUCCAGAACGAGUUUACAGAAAUCUGCAUGCAGGAAAUCAGUGUGGUAGUUUGGUUGCUUCUUAAAUCUACUGAUCCCCUAAUUAAAUUCAUUUUAAUUCUUGUCACAGCGUUAAAGAGGAAUAAAACACUUCAAUUUGUGUUGUCUCUUCAGCUCCUAAAAAGGAUUUUCACUCUUAAAAAUUAAAGAAAAGCAGAACCUUGAGUUUGAAA